Pieris brassicae (large cabbage white) is the source of this 1467-nucleotide messenger RNA. RefSeq lists its product as uncharacterized. The transcript has 3 exons. NCBI's taxonomy places the organism in Eukaryota, Metazoa, Arthropoda, Insecta, Lepidoptera, Pieridae. Bases 110 to 970 code for a protein of 286 amino acids. Gene Ontology annotation, cellular component: extracellular matrix. The record is from RefSeq and is a predicted model, not a curated record.
CAGUGGUCACUCGCCGUGCGACUCCGCCGCGGCUGACAGUGUUCCGCAUUUGUAGCGCGCCAAUUUUGACAUCUAUUUUUAAUCUGUGUUAGUGUUACAAGUUUUAAAAAUGUUGCGUAUUAUUAUCCUUAGCAUCACAUUGGGCGUAGCCGUCAACUCCCAGGCACCUUACUCAGCAGCGUCAGAAUCUCAAAGAAGAUUCGCCCUUGAGAACAGAUACGACGACACAGGUCCAGGGGCAAAGGGUCCGGAAUACGCUUACAACACCUACAAAACACUCCAAGAAGCUCUGGUCUCCUACAUUGAUGACGCAGACACGAAACUACCAGAACAUGAACGGGCUAAAGUGGAACAAUUUGUUAAUACAGACUUCAGUCAACCGAUUCGGGAACUCCCCAAAACUGUAGAAGAAUACACUGGAUUAAAACAGCCCUCCCGUCCCCAAUUACAGCCCUUGAGACGGCCGAUUCAGCCUCCACCAAUCAGACAGCAGGAAGAGCAAUUUUCACCCAAGCCACUGCAAUACCAGCCUAUUUUAUCACAACCCUCAUUUCAACCAUAUCCAGCAGAAUAUAGGCCAGAAAAACUCUUUCUGCAGGGCCCAAACACAAAGUACUCAUUCCCUGAGUUCCGUAGCUCAAACUUGAAACAGAGUGUACAAAGUGAGAGAUUGCAGCCAUAUAGAUUGCAAAGAAUUCCAGGUCUCGUGAACCAGGCGUAUUAUACGCAGAAUUCGGAGUUAUAUGACCGGCCGUACGAUUCUCAACCACAGUACACGUUCUCUUAUGGAGUACAUGAUAAGAAGACGGGCGAUUCAAAAUCAGCGCACGAGAGUCGAAAUGGCGGGUCAGUGAAGGGGUACUACACAUUUGUCGACCCUGACGGCAAACAACGCACUGUGCACUACACAGCUGACGACAAAUACGGUUUUAGGGCUUCUGUUCAACAUACACAUAUGAAUACCCAAUAAAUUAUUUCAUUAGCUUGUUUCUACAAAUAAUAAUGUAUUUACAUUUAGUUGAAGUUAUAUUUAAAGGUAAUAAAAUAGCUGGAUUUAAAAUUUACCACGGAAUUAACUUUUAAAUAAGAAUCUUUUUAUUACUAUAUUAAAAUAUUAAUUAAAAAUUAGUCAGCAAUUUUAGUAUCGCAUUUUAACCACGCUGGAUGAUGAGUCAAAAUAUUUAAUACCUAGAAAUAUAUUUUUAUUAAACUAAUGUGAUAAUACGGUUUAAACCGUAUUAAUUUGAUAAAGUGUGUAUCUGGUAUGUGUAUCAGCCCCUGUCUCACCAAUAUUAAAUUAUGAUUCAAGGCUUAAUAUUGUGUAAUGGAAGAUCAAUAAACUACUAUCAUUUUACAUAGAUUAUAUUCAUAAUACUGUAAGUGUAAUAAAGUUGCCAAAUUAUUAUAAAGAUGUCUUCUAGAUUGUAAAUUGUAAAUAAACUUUGUAUAUUAAACCUAAAUAUUGUA